AUGGCGUGUGCAAACAUUAUCUUGAACGUUUUCGAUCGCGAGAUACGCGAUCCGUUUAACCGGUACGGACAAAUAGAGGCGUUGAUGAACUUUGCUCAGUUGGGUCGUUUGGCCUCGAUGACGGAAGAGUGGGCCGGUAUUAUAGCCAAACAAGCCGAUGUCUCGCAAAUACGAACCGACGCGUCAUCAAAAUACGUGAUCGACGCGAGCCUCAGAGAAGAGCGCGUCGGCGAUCUCGAGGCCGAGUUGACGAGGUUGGCGUGCGUUAAACCCUUCCACGUUACUCUAAUUGUUCCCGAGAUUCGCCCCGUACGGGUUAAUCUAAACGACAACGCGCGAGUUGAAGAAACGCGCAAGAAAAUGGCAAUACUGGGCAAAGCCACUACCAUUCCUUGUAAACAACACGGAAACGCGUCGCAUCACGCUCGCAAAAGGCCGCCGGAUGCGAGCGUGUCCGAAUUGCUGCAAUCUUCUUCUGACCAAGAAAACAACAACGGCGCGGUCAGACACAGAUUCGAAACGGACCUGGCGCUCAGCAUAGACACACAGGCGCCGUUUUGUGUCGCCGCCGAGACAGGAUCUUCCUCUGACGUUCUGCCGCUUUACAUGUACGACGAAGCGGACGUGGCGACGUCGCAGAUUCUGGAUAUGUACGAUCGCAACUCACAACAACAACAAAGCGGCAACGAUAUGUUUGAGAUGUUGUUUGAUCAGAUGCUCAACCCCGGAGGAGCCAACUCGGGACUCGUCGACGCGCCGAUGAACGUAGAUCMGAGCGCACAGGCGUCGAUUAACRAUGUUAUAGCGAGCGCURUAACAGAAGAAAUGGAGCGCGGUAACACCGRUYAUGMUCUUAGAGAUAUACUCGCGUUCGACAUGACCGAUGAGAACGACGCGCAAAACAACGACGAGGCGCAGUUUGACAGGUGGCUUGAUGCCGUUUUCAGACGCGCAAACGACGCCACCGCCUUACGCGAAGAUCGACCGGACGCAAACRUMGAUAGUAACGARAAUGCRACGACGACCGGACGGUGUCUGCGCAUGGCACAGUUGAUCAAGAAGAACAAGAGGUGGAGAUCGAACGGUAUUCAAACCGCCAACGCCAGUAUGUGUUCUGAGUACGUGCCGUACAAACACAUGAUCUACAAGACCCCGUUCGGAAAAAAUUAUUUUUACGCGGACACGAAUUUAGAAACAAAUCCUCUAUACGAUUGUCCGAUUAGCAACGUAACAAAAAACCUACCGAUACCCGUGGUGAUAAUGUGCGGGUCGCAGUCGAUACCGUCGUUUAACGCGGGGGUUCCAGAAACGGGUAAAUGCGUCAAGCAGACAAAGACUCCGCCGUUCUUUUCUCGUACGAUAAUCCCCGAGAUUCCUACCGUUGUACUCGACUGCAAACACGAGACACAAAGCUACACGGCGGUGGAUUUGUCGCAAACGCCCGUACGCGCCGACGAUGCAACGGACUUGUUCAAACACGUAAUAUUACGGUUGAAUAGUUUACCCACCAGUCUAAACAUGCCGCUGAACCGAAUAUUGCGGAUACACGCGGACUCGCCGAACUAUCUCGGACCGGUGGCGACCAUUGAAGACUUUUCGGGUAUCUUGACGAGAAAAGUGUAUAGCGACCUCGAAUUGAUGCGGAAGGUGCUCUCUAUACACACUCGGCUGCAGAAUUAUCAACCGUUUGUGGCCAGGGUGUUCACGCUGCAAAUGAUUACGGUCCCCUGUGAGUUUUGCGAUCCUACGUACGGUAUGUACACGGGCGAAAGUGUAGGCGAAUGGUCCUUGGG
This is a messenger RNA of Austrofundulus limnaeus, 1793 nucleotides long. RefSeq lists its product as uncharacterized. Lineage: Eukaryota; Metazoa; Chordata; Actinopteri; Cyprinodontiformes; Rivulidae. The record is from RefSeq and is a predicted model, not a curated record.